AGGAACGAAUGAAUAAGCGAAAUGUGUUUCAUACGAGAGGAAUUGUUGGACGGACCGUGUGUCACAUUGCACUGGGGGUCAAAUGUUGUGAGGAUGUGUGCGUAGCAUCUUAAAAUAUGUCAAGCUUUUCCAGAUCUGCCCAGCAAUGGGCCACCUUCGCCCGAUCCUGGUUCCUCAUCGAUGCCAGGAUGCAGCCUCCCGGCAAGAUCGCGACCAUGUGUUCUGUCAGAUUACAGGGGAAGCACAAACCUAUCUAUCAUUCUCUCAGUGACUGUGGUGAUCAUGUAGUGGUAAUAAACACCAAACACAUCGCCUUCUCUGGGAACAAAUGGGAGCAGAAGGUCUACUCGUCACACACAGGGUUUCCUGGUGGGUUCAAACAAGUCACAGCCGCUCAGCUUCACCAAAAGGACCCAAAAGCGAUUGUGAGGUUAGCAGUUUAUGGCAUGCUGCCCCGAAAUUUGCACCGGCGCACAAUGAUGCAACGACUGCACAUCUUUCCUGAGGAUGAGUUGCCAGAUGCCAUCCGAGCCAACCUGACAGAGGAGCUUCCUCAGCCCAGAGACAUCCCCAGGAAGCUGAGCGAGUAUACCCAGGAGGAGAUCGACGCCUUCCCCAGGCUGUGGAUCCCACCUGAAGACUACAAGAUGAAAUGAAAUCAAAGUUCCCCAGAACAACUAAAGCUGGAUUUUUUUGUUUGUUUUAUAUUAAACCCAGAAACACAGCAGAGUUUAAAACACUUUGUUGCUUUCAGAAAAAUCUUGAUUUCAUCCUCUUUUGUAAAUUUACUGAAGAGCUUUCUUUCGUCUCCAAAAACUGCCAUCAAAGUUUUGUCCGGGCUCCAAGCACCGAGCCGCAACUUCCAUGCCAGCAGCAACAAGCCGGUCUCCCCGCCGCUCCGUUUUUGUAGGGCCGCACACAAAAGCUCCCCGGCAGCGGCGGAACCGCAGCGGAGCCCGUUUGUCCAGGAACAGCCUGAGAUUUCACCGCGUGGCUCGGCACCGAUCAGAGAAAACCCAGAUUCUGUGGCUCCGCCCUCUGAUCAGGCCGCCACCAAAGCGACCGGACCUGGCCCGGAAACGCGGCAUCUGCUAGAGCUCGUUUUUGGCCGUUUGGGUGUUUCACCCUGAAAAACAACCGUGUUACAGUAACGAGAGCAGCAUGCUGCAAAUGUCGACUGUGGUGUGGAGUUGUGUUUUUGUGUUUCAGUGAACUGUAAAACAGGCUAAUAAAGCGUUUAAUGAAGCAUCUCUUCUAAAAAAAAAGUGCUUCCCAUAAA
Messenger RNA from Fundulus heteroclitus (mummichog), 1279 nucleotides. It is a transcript of the gene mrpl13, whose product is annotated as mitochondrial ribosomal protein L13. Gene Ontology annotation, cellular component: ribosome; mitochondrial large ribosomal subunit. Gene Ontology annotation, biological process: translation; negative regulation of translation. The coding region runs from base 117 to 656 and encodes 179 amino acids. Lineage: Eukaryota; Metazoa; Chordata; Actinopteri; Cyprinodontiformes; Fundulidae. The transcript has 7 exons. The record is from RefSeq and is a predicted model, not a curated record. Gene Ontology annotation, molecular function: mRNA binding; structural constituent of ribosome.